Vigna radiata var. radiata (mung bean) is the source of this 3882-nucleotide messenger RNA. Its product is annotated as nuclear pore complex protein NUP107. Gene Ontology annotation, molecular function: structural constituent of nuclear pore. The record is from RefSeq and is a predicted model, not a curated record. The transcript is spliced from 24 exons. Gene Ontology annotation, biological process: mRNA export from nucleus; post-transcriptional tethering of RNA polymerase II gene DNA at nuclear periphery; protein import into nucleus. Bases 196 to 3513 code for a protein of 1105 amino acids. Lineage: Eukaryota; Viridiplantae; Streptophyta; Magnoliopsida; Fabales; Fabaceae. Gene Ontology annotation, cellular component: nuclear pore; nuclear pore outer ring.
UUAGUCUUUAAAAACAUUGGCGCGUGAAUGUGAACGAAGAGUGUGAGGGUGAAGUUGACGCGACUUGAAUCCGCGAGACGCAACGUAAACGAAGAAGAAGGGUUUUAGCCAAACCUCACUAUUACCUUCCCGCGCUGAGUGAGGGUUUAAGCUCACUCACUUACUCACUGAGUCACCUCAAAUUCUUAAUUUCCAAUGGAAGAAGAAAUGGCGAUGGACUCUUCUCCGAAUCCCGGUGAUAGUUUCUUCGACCCUCAGAAUCUCUCUUCGCGACAGCAGUUCCGCAGAUAUGGGAAGAGGCACUCAACUUCAGGUGCUUCAAUCCAACUGGACAACUCGGCUUCCAAGUUGAGUGAAACUGGGUUGUUAUAUGAUGGCCAAAGCAUCCAUAGUCCUACUAAUGCAGCACUUGUUCUUGAAAAUAUUAAACAAGAGGUUGAGAGUUAUGAUGCUGAUUACUUGGAAGAGAAGACACCAUAUUCCACUAGGAGGAGGUUGUCCACUGACGUUCCUGGUGUUCCUGGUGUGGAUGCUGGUUUUGAUUCUGUUCGCUACUCAUUAAAGGCUUGUAAGACAGAGGGUGACACAUUGGGAGAUGGUGUGGACACAAUAUUUACUUUGUUUGCAUCUCUGCUUGAUUCUUCAUUACAAGGACUGAUGCCUAUUGCUGAUUUGAUACUAAGAGUCGAGAAUGCAUGUCGAAAUGUUUCAGAGUCUAUAAGGUAUGGUUUGAAUGUAAGGCAUCGUGUUGUUGAAGACAAGUUGAUGAGGCAGAAGGCUCAACUUUUGCUUGAUGAGGCGGCAACAUGGUCUCUCUUGUGGUUCCUCUAUGGGAAAGUGACUGAAGAACUAUCUAAAGAUCAAAUACUGGUGUCGGGAACCUCACAUGUGGUGGCUUGUGAGUUUGUUGUGGAGGAUCAUACAGCUCAAUUAUGCCUUCGGAUAGUCCAGUGGUUAGAAGGUUUAGCUUCUAAAGCACUUGACUUGGAAGCGAAGGUGCGUGGAUCUCAUGUGGGUAGUUAUCUCCCUAACUGUGGAGUUUGGCAUCAUACUCAGCGUUACCUGAAGAAAAGAACUCUUGACAUGAAUGUUGUUCAUCACUUGGACUUUGAUGCCCCAACUCGUGAAAAUGCUAAUCUUUUACCUGAUGACAAGAAACAAGAUGAAUCUCUUCUAGAAGAUGUGUGGACUCUUUUAAGGGCUGGAAGGCUAGAAGAGGCUUGUGGACUUUGCCGGUCUGCUGGACAGCCAUGGAGAGCUUCUUCUCUUUACCCAUUUGGAGGAUUGAACCAGUUUCCUUCUGUUGAAGUUCUGGUCAAGAAUGGUAAAAAUAGAACUUUGCAAGCUGUUGAGUUUGAAAGUGGUAUUGGUCAUCAGUGGCAUCUUUGGAAAUGGGCUUCAUAUUGUGCAUCAGAGAAAAUAGCAGAGCAAGGGGGGAAAUGUGAAGCAGCUGUAUAUGCAGCCCAGUGUAGCAACCUUAAACGGAUGCUUCCACUCUGCAAUGACUGGGAGUCAGCAUGCUGGGCAAUGGCAAAGUCUUGGCUAGAUGUGCAAGUGGACUUGGAAAUCACUCGCUCACAGCCAGGGGGAGUUGAUCAACUUAGAACAUUUGGAGAUGUAAUUGAUGGAAGCCCUGGACGUGCCGAUGGUUCUUUUGAGCCUUCUAAUGGACCUGAAAAUUGGCCAAUUCAAGUUUUGAAUCAACAACCUCGACAGCUCUCAUCUCUUCUUCAAAAACUUCAUUCUGGGGAAAUGAUCCAUGAGUCUGUUACUAGACAAUGCAAGGAGCAACAACGUCAAAUUCAGAUGACUUUAAUGCUAGGGGACAUACCACGCGUACUAGACCUUAUAUGGUCAUGGAUAGCUCCUACUGAAGAUAAUCAGAAUGUAUUUAGGCCGUGUGGAGAUCCUCAAAUGAUACGAUUUGGUGCACAUCUGGUCCUUGUGCUUCGAUAUUUAUUAGCCGAGGAAAUGAAGGACACCUUCAAGGACAAAAUUCUAAGUGUUGGCGAUAAUAUUUUGCAUUUGAAAACAUUGUUGAGUGAAAAUUUGCUUUGCUAUAUUCAUUUAUUGGAAUGGAAAAACAUUAGGUAUGCCCUAUUUCUCUUUUCAAAGGAGCAUGAAGAGUUGGUGGGCAUAUAUGCUUCUCAGCUUGCAUGUCACCGUUGCAUUGAUCUCUUUGUACACAUGAUGGAGCUUAGGCUGCACAGCAGUGUACAUGUCAAAUACAAGAUAUUCCUUUCUGCUAUGGAAUAUUUACCAUUUUCUUCUCUGGAUGAUUCCAAGGGAAAUUUUGAAGACAUUAUUGAGAGAAUUUUGUUGAGAUCCCGAGAGAUCAAGGUUGGCAAAUACGAUAACCUGUCAGAUGUUGCAGAACAACACAGACUGCAGAGUCUUCAGAAAGCUAAAGUUAUCCAAUGGCUUUGCUUUACACCACCAUCAACAAUUACAAAUGUCAAAGAUGUCAGUAAAAAGCUUCUUCUUCGAGCACUGGUUCAUAGCAACAUACUCUUCAGGGAGUUUGCUUUGAUUUCUAUGUGGAGAGUGCCAGCAAUGCCGAUAGGUGCCCACACAGUACUUGGCUUUCUUGCUGAACCUUUAAAACAGCUUGCUGAAACUCUUGAGACCUCUGAGGAUUAUAAUGUUUUUGAGGACCUGAGGGAGUUCCAAGACUGGCGUGAGUAUUACUCUUGUGAUGCAACCUAUCGGAAUUGGCUUAAAAUUGAAGUGGAGAAUGCAGAGGUUCCUGUCACUGAACUAUCAUUGGAGGAAAAGGAAAGGUCCAUUUCAGCUGCCAAGGAAACACUGAAUGCAUCCCUUUCACUCCUACAAAGAAAAGAAACACCUUGGUUGGUUUCAACUGAUCGUAUGUAUGAAUCAGUUGAACCAGUUUUCCUUGAACUUCAUGCAACAGCAAUGCUCUGCCUGCCAUCUGGAGAGUGUUUGUGUCCAGAUGCUACUGUUUGUACUACACUUACGAGUGCUCUCUAUUCUUCAGCUGGUGAUGAGGUCGUCUUAAAUCGACAAUUAAUGGUUAAUGUUUCUAUAUCUUCAAGGGACAGUUAUUGUGUUGAUGUUGUUCUUCGCUGCAUAGCUAUUGCUGGUGAUGGACUUGAACCACAUGAGCUCAAUGAUGGUGGUAUUCUUGGCACCAUCCUGGCUUCUGGUUUCAAAGGUGAGCUUCCUCGGUUUCAAGCUGGAGUUACAAUGGAGAUAUCCCGUUUGGAUGCUUGGUAUUCUGACAAAGAUGGCAACUUAGAGUGUCCGGCAACCUACAUAGUGAAAGGACUUUGUCGGAGGUGCUGCCUUCCAGAAGUCAUUCUUCGUUGCAUGCAAGUCUCUGUUUCUCUAAUGGGGUCCGGAGUCCUGCCUGACUGUCAUGAUACUUUGAUAGAGCUGGUUGGCAGUCCGGAAACUGACUUUCUUCACUUGUUUAGUCAACAACAAUUACAGGAGUUUUUAUUGUUCGAGAGGGAAUACUCAAUCUGCAAAAUGGAAAUUACAGAGGAAUGAUUACUGCCCCCUUGAGCUGAGCUUUGUUCGGUGCUUUUUCUGGAAACGCUUACACUUUCUUUUUUAUGUAGUUAUUAAUUUGCUUUCGGAAGAAAGAGCGAGGAUGAAAGUGUCUGGUGCUGAUUGCACAGAGUGGCCGAACUCGAACCUGCUGCUAUUUAAUGCCUUCGCUGUUACCAUUAUUCAAUAUCUCAGGUUCGAGACUCGGGGUAUUCCCCGAAAUGCAAAAUUGUUGAAUAAAGUGUAUCUGGAAUUUUGCUUUUAGCCCAGUUCUUAAAUUGUUAAAAAAGAUCUACUUGUAUAUAUAAUUUGUAUUAUUUAAAUCAGGCUUUUUCUUUUAUAUAUAUAAAUCAUCAUUGUUCUCCUUUC